UCUCCCCCCCCCCCCCCCUGCAAGGCGUGUGUGGUUCAGCUGGCAGGAAGGACGCAGGUUCAAGUGCUGGAAUCGCCUGAAACCAUCCCUCCCUCUAUCUAUCAAUCCAAGAGACCCUUAUGGGAAGCACGGCCGUGGAUUCCACUAAGAAAAAGAGCGGAAUGAAGAGAAACAAGAGGCGCAUGUUGCGCCUGAAUAUCCCGGACCUCAGUUCGUUUGCCAUGCCUUUCCUGGAUGGUGAUGUAGAAACCUCCGAAAAAGAUGUUUCUCACAAGGGAGAAGACAGCUCCCAUUCCAGUGGCAGCCCUUCCAAAGGAUUCUUCUCCCGGAAUUUUUACAACCGACCUUCCAGCCCCAUCUCCGCUCCAGUGAGGGUAAAGCAAAGCCCUGGGUCUCCAAAAACGGUCUUCCCUUUUCCCCAAGACUCUUCGCCAAAGUCUCCCCGGCGAAUGAGCUUCAGUGGUAUCUUCCGCUCCACCUCAAAGGAUUCCUCUGGCAGUUCCACUUCUACCUCGCCUGUCUCGAUGAAGUUUUUCUCCAGAUCCAGAAAAGCCUCGGGACUCUCUACUCCCUCCACACCAGUACAAUCCACCAAGCCUGCCUUCCCCCUGGAAUCGUAUAAACAGGAACCUGAGCGCUUGGAUGCUCGAUCUCGUUCCUACUCUUCACCGCCAGACACAGGCCAGCGAUUCACUCUUCCAUCGGCCCCACCAGUGGUGGCAGCCAAGCCACUGGCACCCCCGACCAGCUCCAAUGCUACCUCGAAACCUGUACAAGGCUCGGCGGAAGGUAUGCUGGAGAAGCUGGAGCUAGAGGAUGAAGCUGAAGAGUCUGACAGUGAUAUUUAUAUGAGGUUUAUGAAAUCCCACAAGUGCUAUGACAUCGUCCCCACCAGUUCAAAGCUUGUUGUAUUUGACACUUCAUUGCAAGUGAAAAAGGCCUUCUUUGCUUUGGUGGCAAAUGGCGUUCGAGCAGCCCCACUUUGGGAGAGUAAAAAACAGAGUUUUGUAGGAAUGUUAACUAUAACAGACUUCAUAAACAUACUGCACAGAUACUACAAGUCACCCAUGGUGCAAAUUUAUGAGCUGGAGGAGCACAAGAUUGAAUCAUGGAGAGAGCUUUAUUUACAAGAAACAUUUAAGCCUUUAGUGAACAUAACACCAGAUGCAAGCCUCUUUGAUGCAGUGUAUUCGCUCAUAAAGAAUAAGAUUCACCGGUUGCCAGUGAUCGACCCAAUCAGUGGAAAUGCACUUUAUAUCCUCACUCACAAGCGGAUCCUAAAGUUCCUGCAGCUUUUUGUCUCCGAGAUGCCAAAGCCUGCCUUUAUGAAGAAAACACUGGAGGAACUUGGGAUAGGAACGUACCUUAAUAUUGCCUUUAUCCAUCCAAACACUCCUAUUAUUAAAGCGCUGAGUAUAUUUGUGGAAAGAAGGGUUUCUGCCUUGCCGGUUGUGGAUGAGUCAGGGAAGGUUGUAGAUAUUUAUUCCAAAUUUGAUGUUAUAAAUCUUGCUGCUGAGAAGACCUACAAUAAUCUGGAUAUCACUGUAACCCAGGCACUGCGACACCGCUCACAGUAUUUUGAAGGGGUUGUGAAGUGUCACAGGCUAGAAGCACUGGAGACAACAGUGGACAGAAUAGUCAAAGCCGAGGUUCAUCGGCUUGUAGUGGUUGAUGAGAAAGAAAGCAUUGUGGGAAUCGUCUCAUUGUCCGACAUUCUGCAGGCUCUUGUUCUCACCCCAGCAGGUAUAGAUGCACAAUAUUCCUAAUCUCCUGGAGUCUGACCUCUGACCCCUUCCUCUAGGCACUCAGGUUCUAUAAGAAAGGAAAGCAUUACAGAAUGACUGAUUAUAAUGGGCAUUGAAGUUGCUUGACAAGAACUCUUUGAAGCUUCUUAUUCUGUUCAGGACCAGGUGAACGCUGGCUACAACAGAGAAGAGAAGGCACAAGAUUGUGAAAUCAGGAAACUGAAACAGUUUAAUCAAACACUGUAGCUGGAUCUGAUAAGUAUUAGUGACAAUAUCUGAAACCAAAUUGGUGAUCUUGCUCACUGAAUAGCUAUACAGAUACAGCUGUAAUGUUGCAAUUAAGACUUUGAAAGAAUUUAUUUUGCAAAAACUAUUAGCAACUGUACCUAAAAGAUAUUUUUAAACAAUGUGUUAAAGCCAGAAUGAUUCAAGUGGCUAUUUAUUUCAAACAGUUUGUUGGUAACUUUUUCAUGACUUGGGGUUGGAACCAACCAACGCUACUGUGCGAAUUGUCAUGAAAAAUCUCAAACUUCAAAAUCAGUUUGGACCUGCUACAGCACUUAUCUGCUGACAUGUACAUCUUAAUCCUCCAAUUCAAUAGGAGCAUGCAGUGAGAAAACUGUUAACUGUACUGUACUGUAAAUAGGAAGUUAUUGAGGGAAAACGUGCCAGAGAAAGGUAUAUUUUUCGGUGUAAGCAAAUGUAAAAUUAUGUUUGUACGAUUGCACAUUUAAUUUUUUUGUAAAUUAUAUUGUUUUCAUAUGGCUGCAAGGAUGGGGGGAACAUUUUGUCCUUGUAAAUGCACAAAGGCAUGAAAAUGACACUAUCAAUAUAUCGUAGAUUCUUUUGUUGAAAGGAGGAGAGGGGAAAAGGAAAACAAUGAUACUUGCUGUUGUGAGGAUUUGCUGGGGCAUGAAAAGAAACACUUGAUUUUGUCGCAAAACCUUAUUAAAGUAAUAAUGCACUUUAAAACAUGGACAUUCAAGAAUUGUGUAGCGAAUUCACACAAAUAUGAUGCAAGUUGAAAUUUGCAUUGGGCCCCAACCCAGCCCUGAAGAUUUGAAGUAUCUCCUGUGGGUGGGUAAAUCUACACACAACAUCAAAUACUUAAGCAGGUUAUUACCUCAAAAUAACAUUUCCAGUGGAAGAUGUUUCCUGAAAAUCUGAUCUUGAUGAUGGAGACUGGGCUUUAGAUCAGCAUAGGCUACUGAAUUGAAUUACUUGGUUGACUUUGAAUCUUGCGUUCUCUUUCCUCUUUCCCUCUACCCCCAGAAAAAAAAAAUAGAAAAAAAUUAAUCAUUGGUGGUGAUUCAGUAACGUCGGUGAAUUCUGUACUUCCGCUAUGGUAAGGAUUGUGUAAUAGAAAGUGAACUGGUGUAUGUAUGACAGGAAUGUGCAGUAUCUCUGAAUACUUCGCUGAAACCUGGGAAGUAGAAAGAUGUCCUCCCAUAAGCAACUUUCAUCUACAAAUGCUUGAGCAAAGGGCUCAUACCAGUCCUAGUUUUAAGUUCCCAGCCUUUUGAUCUGGGUUGAUGAAGUUUACAUCACAAUGUUGCAAUUUAAGUGCCAUUACAAUGAUUCAAUCUAAAAUUGAUGUGAACUGAGUCUAAAUGUAGCGUAUUAAAACACAUCUUGUAUCAUAUUUUGAAUGCUGUCCUGCAUUUCUUCUGUGCAUUAUCAUAUGUAUACAAUAUUGUACAUCUUUAAUGUUGAAUAAACAAGGUUUAUUGCCAGGUGCAACUAAA
Messenger RNA from Carcharodon carcharias (great white shark), 3490 nucleotides. Its product is annotated as 5'-AMP-activated protein kinase subunit gamma-2-like. The transcript is spliced from 16 exons. The record is from RefSeq and is a predicted model, not a curated record. Bases 120 to 1766 code for a protein of 548 amino acids. Lineage: Eukaryota; Metazoa; Chordata; Chondrichthyes; Lamniformes; Lamnidae.